This is a messenger RNA of Lactuca sativa (garden lettuce), 5737 nucleotides long. RefSeq names its product protein GAMETE EXPRESSED 2. Gene Ontology annotation, biological process: pollen sperm cell differentiation; actin cytoskeleton organization. NCBI's taxonomy places the organism in Eukaryota, Viridiplantae, Streptophyta, Magnoliopsida, Asterales, Asteraceae. Gene Ontology annotation, molecular function: actin filament binding. The record is from RefSeq and is a predicted model, not a curated record.
AUGAAAAAACAAUCAACUAUUGAUGGGUUUUUUAAAAGAAAACACCAAAGUUCUGAUCAAGAUUCCGAAAAGCCACCGGAGAUCGUUUUGGAUGAAGAUGCCCCCACACUCAAUGUUCCUAAUACUGAUAGUCAUUUCAAAAAACCUCAUCUUGAAAUUAAUGAAAUAGAUCUUAACACACUUGAACGAGAUCCUGGUUUGCUAUGUUGGUGUGCCUUUCAAGGAGUUGCAUAUAGAGGCCACAAUGAAGGAUUAGAUUCCAUAAACAAAGGAAAUUUUCGUAAAAUGUUGAAGGCAAUUGGCGAUUUUAAUACGGAGAUGAAAGAAUUGUUUCGUACUGCUCCUAAAUAUGCAUCAUAUAUAUCACAGUCAAUUCAAAAAGAGGUUCUAAACCUUAUAUCAACUAGGGUGAAGAGGAUGAUUUGUGCGGAUGUUGAUGGUGGAAAAUUUUGUUUAGUUGUUGAUGAAGCACGUGAUCAGUCUAAUAAAGAACAAAUGUCAAUUGUUUUGAGAUUUUUAAAUAAAGAUGGCUUUGUUAUGGAGCGUUUCUUUGGGCUUGUUCAUGUACCUGACACUACAACACAAACGCUUAAGAAUGCAAUUUAUUCUGUAUUGUCACAUAAUAAUCUUGAUCUUAAGUCAAUUCGAGGGCAAGGGUAUGAUGGUGAAAGCAAUAUGCAAGGUAAUUUCAAGGGUUUGCAAGCAUUGAUUUCAAAUGAUUGUCCAUUUGCGUAUUAUGUUCAUUGUUUUGCCCAUCGAUUGCAAUUAGCAUUAAUAGCCGUUUCACGAGGAGUUGUUGCAUUACAGAAGUUUUUUACUCGAUUAUCUUUUGUUGUCAAUGUUGUUGGUGCUUCCUCCAAGCGUGCCGACCAACUUAGAGAUGCACAAGCCGAGGAAAUUUCAUAUAAGAUUUCUAUUGAUGAGUUAGAGACGGGUAGAGGUCUUAAUCAAAUUGGUACAUUACAACGAGCUGGUGAUACUAGAUGGAGUUCUCACCUCAAAUCAGUUUCGAACUUAAUCAAAAUGUUUAGUCCAACUUGUGAGGUUUUACUUAAAAUUAUUAAAGAUGGCACCGGUUCAAUCAAAGGCGAUGCGAAUUCAGCAUAUGAGGCUAUUACUACAUUUGAGUUCAUUUUUAUUCUUCAUCUUGAGAAAGAAAUAAUGGAGAUAACGGAUUUACUUUGUCAAGCUUUACAAAGACCAUCUCAAGAUAUUUGUAACGCAUUGAGGCUAGUUGCAUCUACCAAAUUGUUAUUACAAAAAAUGAAAGAUGAAAGAUGGGAUGGUUUGCUCUCUCUUGUUAUGUCAUUUUGUCAGGAACGCAACAUUGAUAUCCCUGAUAUGUCUUCUCCAUACUUUAGUAGAGGGGCUCGAGCUCGUAACGAGUGUAGUGAUCAUACACUUGAACAUCAUUACCGAGUGGAUAUAUUUUUUGAAGCAAUUAAUUGUCAAAUAAUGGAACUCAAUCAUCGAUUCAAUGAUAGCUCAACGGAGUUGCUUCGACUCUCAACAACUUUAGAUCCUAAAAGUGUUGAUGAGCCUUUUCGAAGUGGUGAUAUAAUUAAGUUAGUAAAUAAGUUUUAUCCUGAAGAUUUCAAUGAACAAGAGAAAGUAGUUUUGAAGAUACAACUUCAACAUUAUGAGAUUGAUGUCGUUCAACAUGCAUAUUAUAAACUAUUGACAUCUCUGGACCGAACUUGUAAUUUACCCUUAGGAGACGCCUUUCGUCCAAAUAACGGUCUACUUUCUGGAGAUACGCCGGAAACCUCCUCUUCCUUUCCUUAUCUUCCGAUAGAUGCGGCCACAACCGAUUUCCCUCCCUCUGAAUACAAUUACGAGUUCAAACCGCCAUUUCACUAUGCAACUUCUUCUUCUUCUACUCAAAAUCCCUCAAUUCUGCGGAAAACAUCCUCGACCAUGGCUGCUCAGUGGCUCUUCUGCAACGCUCUCAUUGCCCUCCUCAUCCUCUUCAUUGCUCCUCAUUUAUCAAAAUCAGAUGAUAGCUCAACACAGUCACCAGGUUUUGCUUAUAGUUGGAUGGAUGAUGAUGAUGAAUUUUACCCAGGUGAUAUUGCAACGAUUAAGGUUAAAAUAUUGGGGAAUUACAACAGUGAGGAAUACAAAUACCCUUUUAAUCCGAACAUCACAGUGAAUGGCUCAAUGGGGAACAGUAGUUAUGUUACUGAUGUGCAUUCCGAUUUUGGCAAUGAUACGAACAACUGGCGGAUUCUUUUUAAGCCAAUCAUGGUUGGAGUUUUCUACAUGGUUAUUGAUGAUGAGCAUUUCAGAGUGCAUGACAACUCUUUGCAUUUCCACGUUUCACCAGCUGAUUCGUAUAUACCUCCUCAUUUUAUGUUUCGUUGGCUGAAUUCGAAGAGUGAGUUUCAGGCAGGUGAUACUGCAACUAUUCAGGUUAUAGUAUCUGAGAAUUUCAACACCAAGACAUACAAACACCCUUUUAAUCCCAACAUCACAGUGAGUGACUACGAUGGAAAGAAUGAGAAGAUGGGAAAUAGUAGUUACAUUACUGGGCUUUUUUCCAAUUUGGGCCCUGCUAUGAACAAAUGGGAGUUACAUUUUAUUCCAAUUAUGGUUGGGACGUUCCACGUGCUUAUCAGUCAAGAAAAUCUCAAUGUGUCUGACACCUCUAUGUCUUUCAUUGUUACACCAGGUAAAAUUUAUAGACCUGGUGGGAUUGUGUCAUGGAUGGGUGGAGUCAAUCAUUUUGCAUUUGAGGCAAAAGCUGAACUCUUGAUAAUUCCUAAAGAUGCAUUUGGGAACAAUCUUACAUAUAUAAGUGAAAAUUGGAGAAUUCACUUUUUUGAUUUAUCUGCUACAGAUGCAAAAGGUGAGAAUGCAUAUUUGUGGAAUUUGCAGCAGCCCGGAUGGAGUAGAUUUGGUGGUUUCGAGGCUUGGUUUAUUGCAACCAUAUCAGGAAAUCUCUUACUUCACGUAAAAGAUAAAAACCAAGACUUGAUUGGAUCCCCGUUGACUUUCACGGUUGACCAUGGACCACUUGAUGUUGGUAACUGUGUGCCAGAUUGGACCAUUGAAUCAAAAUCUUUUCAGAUCUUUUCCACUAUGGAAACAUUUAUAACUCAACGAGAUAAAUUUGGGAACCUUGUUCCAGAAUUUUAUCCAUUUGAUUUUGAUGUUAUUGGUAUGAAGGAAAAUUUGUCUUUGCCUAUUGGUGAUGUGCAAUUUCAGGAAGUGGCUCCAGGUGUUCAAUCAUUAUCUUUCAAAUUACUUAUAGAUGGGGAUUUUACACUCAUCAUUACGGAUAAGGAUAAGAAACAACAGAUCAAGGAUAUGCCACACGAAUAUAGGGUCUAUGUUGGGUAUUGUGAUGGAAUGAAGAGUAUUGUUAAUGGAUCUGGUUUACAAAACUCUGUUGCUGGAGAAGUUUCAAAAUUUUCUAUCUUCUUAAGGGAUAUUUAUGACUAUCCUUCACCAUUCAACUUAAUUACAAUUCGAGUAGAAAUCACAUUGCCUUUAAUCUCGCUUGAUGUGGAUCCACACAUUUAUCCAGUGGAUCCUCACAAUGGUGAGAAUGAGGAAUGGGAAAGAUGGAAUAGCGACUUUGAGGUUUUUUAUACACCUGAAAAGAGUGGGUUGUAUGAGAUUCGUGUAUAUUGUGGCAGCGUUCCACUGAAUGGAGGAAAUCCAUUUACAAAGUUUGUAAGUCCAGGCAAGGUCAAUGCAUCCGUAUCAAGAGUUGUAAAAUAUGAAUCAAGAGUCUCAAACACGGUUUUACAUGGUGUAGAUGUGCAACUGAUGGAUUCUUUUUCUAAUCCAGUCUUGAUAAAAGCAUCAGAAUUGUCCAAAUUGACACUGGAUCCUGAUGAAAUCAACAGAUCAUUUUUUAUGGUUGUAAUGUUUGUAGACAACAGGGAUGGGACAUACACUGGCUUCUACAUGCCAAUGAUUCUUGGAACAUACAAGAUAUGUGCUUCAUUUGAAGGAAAGAGUAUCCCCCCAUGUCCCUUUGAGGUGACUACUUACAAAAGGGAGGACCUUCCUAUAGCCUAUGGUCUUGAUGUCUCUGUUUGGGAGGAUGAAUCCAUAGUUUUUAAUGUUCUAGUAAACGAUUACUUUGUUGGUGGAAAGGCAAAAGUUGUUGAAUAUCAACAGCCAGGUCAUGGUUCACUUUUGCAGCAUGGAGAUCUGUUUAUAUACACUCCAUUUAAGAGAUUUUAUGGAAAUGAUUCAUUUCCAUACUCAAUGUCAGAUGCAAAUGGCAACAAUGCUUCUUCUCAUGUAAACAUAUUUGUCGUCUGUAUUCCCCCACAGUUUGUUUCUUUUCCACCUCAAUUGCAGGCAGAUGAAGAUAUCUUCAGUCCUAAAUUUGGUGGCUAUUCAGGGUUUGAGAUCACAUAUUCGGAUUCAACAGAGAACAUCUCUAUUAUGUUCACUGCACAACAUGGAUCAUUCUCUCUCUCUCCUCUACUGAUGCAACUUUGGGAUCCCAUGUGGAAGGAGAUUACAGUCACUAAAAUGGAAGGAAGGUCUAAAGAAUUGAUUAUAAGUGGUCGUUUGGAAGCUAUCAAUUUUGCCAUUAAAUCACUCAAAUACAUCGGGGAGGGGAACUUCAGUGGUGAAGAUACUCUUAGGGUUACCACCAUGAACAAGCAUGGGAAGCAUGAUUGGGAUAUUCCAGUCAUUGUCAACCCAAUCAAUGAUCCUCCAUUUAUUAAUGUCCCUGAGUUCAUCAUGUUGGAGAAUGUGACAGAAGAUGAAGGCUUCUUGAUCUUUGAUAGACAACGAGACAAUUUUAACUUCUCUAUUGGGGAUCCGGAUCAUCUUCACUUUACAGGAAAUAAGAGUCACUUCCGCUUGAUGUUUUCUGUGGAAGUUAGUUCAGGGUAUUUCUCAGCAAACCUUCCAGCUGAGCUUACAAGCACAACUGAAUUAAAGUUAAAGAAUGGCAACAGCAAUCAGUGGCAACCCCUUCUAACAUUUAUUGAAAUCUCAAGACGUUUUUCUCUCAAAGCAAAAGCCAUUAGAUUCAGGGGAACUAUUGAAGAUUGCAACACUCUCCUCCAACAAAUCCUUUAUCAUGGGGAUGAGGAUGGUGGGGUGCUUACAGUGAGUGUUAAUGAUAUGGGGUGGUAUGGAUGUUAUCCAGAAGAUUGUCAAGAGAUGAUGUCAGCGCCUCUUAUUUCUGAGGCCACCAUAAACUUGAUAAGAAAGAUGCCCGUGGAUCCGGUCAUAGCUCAAUCUCUUAUGUCAGCGAUUGUGAUCGAAGCCAUUAUACUCACAUUAUUGGUUGCGUUACUAAUAUUUUUCACAUGUAAAUGUGUAUUUGUCCUCCUACACAAAAAGAUCAAAAAUCAACCUCAACCUCAAUCUCAAAAUUUACAUCACAUGUCAAGUACAAAAGACUCAUCUGAUACUAUAACUGGACAGCCUUCUGGCUUAUCUAAACAGUUGAAUGAGGAAUCAAAAUUGGGCUAAGUGUUGAUUCUCACACGUCAUUCCCAUUUGGAGAAAAUUAGUGGAACUCUAUCUGUAACCGUAUUUUUCCAACUUCUUUUGGUAUGUAUGUAUGUAUAUAGUCUUUAAAUCAGUUAAUUGUGGAGAUAGUGAUUUCAAAUCCUUGGUUUGGAAGCAUAUGUGUAACAUCUUACACAUAGCUCCUUGUUAACACUUCCGUAUAUUAAAAUAUUAAAACGUAUCUUUAUUUUUUUAUGUAAUUACUUCUACUUCUAUAUAAGAUCGAUGAGGUUCAUGUGUGUAA